AUCUUCAAGGGUUUAGAGACUUUAGGGUUUAUUUGAGAAGGGAGGCUGAGACAGAGAACCAGAGAGAUGGGGAAGAGCGAAAAGACGUCGUUGGGGCGAUCACUGGUGAAGCACCACAACCAUAUGAUUCAAGAAUCCAAAGACAAAGGCAAGUACUACAAGAAUCUACAGAAGAAAGUUCUCGAAUCCGUGACCGAGGUCAGCGACAUCGACGCCAUCAUUGAGCAAGCCGAGGAGGCUGAGCGUCUUUACACCAUUAAUCACAGCUCCUCCACACCUUUGUCUAUCAAUCUAGACACAAAUUCCAGCUCAAGUGUUAUAGCAGCUGAAGAAUGGAGAGAGCAACAGAAGAUAGAGGAGGCUUUACACGCCAGUAGUCUUCAAGUGCCUCGAAGACCUCCGUGGACACCCGAAAUGUCAGUGGAAGAACUUGAUGCUAAUGAAAAACAAGCUUUUCUAAAUUGGCGCCGGAUGCUUGUGAGCCUUGAGGAAAAUGAAAAGCUUGUGUUGACUCCAUUCGAAAAGAACCUUGACAUCUGGAGACAGCUUUGGCGAGUGCUUGAACGCAGUGAUUUGAUUGUUAUGGUAGUUGAUGCUAGGGAUCCACUGUUUUACCGCUGCCCUGAUCUUGAGGCAUAUGCUCGAGAAAUUGAUGAGCAUAAGAAAAUAAUGCUUCUAGUUAACAAGGCGGAUCUUUUACCUACUGAUGUCAGGGAGAAAUGGGCAGAAUAUUUCCGCCUUAACAACAUUCUGUUUGUUUUCUGGUCAGCCAUAGCUGCUACAGCCACCCUAGAAGGUAAAGUCUUGAAAGAGCAAUGGAGACAACCCGAUAACUUUCAGAAGACAGAUGAUCCAGACAUUAUGAUAUAUGGCAGGGACGAGCUGCUGAGUCGUUUAGAAUUUGAGGCUCAAGAGAUUGUCAAAGUAAGGAAUUCUAGAGCAGCAUCUGUAUCAUCGCAGUCAUCGACUGUUGAAUAUCAACGUGAUCAAGCCGUGGUUGGAUUUGUUGGGUACCCAAAUGUUGGAAAGAGUUCAACAAUCAACGCAUUGGUGGGUCAGAAGCGAACAGGUGUCACCUCUACCCCAGGAAAAACAAAGCAUUUCCAGACUCUGAUAAUCUCUGAGGAGCUUAUGCUAUGCGAUUGCCCUGGUUUAGUCUUCCCUUCGUUCUCAAGCUCGAGAUAUGAAAUGAUUGCUUCUGGUGUACUUCCGAUUGACAGGAUGACGGAGCACCGUGAAGCUAUUCAGGUGGUGGCUGACAAGGUUCCUCGACGUGUCAUUGAGAGUGUAUACAACAUUUCUCUUCCUAAACCCAAAACCUAUGAGCGUCAGUCCCGCCCGCCUCAUGCUGCAGAGCUUUUAAGAAGUUACUGUGCUUCUCGUGGCUAUGUUGCCUCUAGUGGACUACCUGAUGAAACGAAAGCUGCUAGGCUGAUUCUGAAAGAUUACAUUGGAGGUAAGCUGCCGCAUUAUGCAAUGCCACCUGGAAUGACACAAAGUGAUGAAGCGGAUAUAGAGGACACUGAAGAACUUGAGGAUAUUCUCGAAGGGUCAGAGUCUGAAGACUCUACAGUAGGAGAUGAGACAGAAAGCGAGCAAGUUCCUGGUAUUGAUGCUGUGCUAGAUGAUCUGAGCUCGUUUGAUCUUGCCAAUGGGCUUAAGUCUUCAAAGAAAGUGACAGUGAAGAAGCAAACCGCGUCACAUAAACAGCACAAAAAGCCACAGAGGAAAAAGGAUCGGACUUGGAGGGUUCAAAACACAGAAGAUGGAGAUGGGAUGCCUAUGGUUAAAGUUUUCCAGAAACCGGCUAACACAGGGCCUCUCACGAUGCGUUGAUUAGCAAAUUGUAGUUCAUCCGAGCAAAGAUGGCAACCAAAGCUACUUAAUGUUUUUUUUUCAAAAAAUGUAAUAACAGUUGAACCUGUCG
Messenger RNA from Arabidopsis arenosa, 1927 nucleotides. The record is from the annotation of a GenBank genome assembly. Lineage: Eukaryota; Viridiplantae; Streptophyta; Magnoliopsida; Brassicales; Brassicaceae.